UUCAUUGUCAUACCAUGAAUGUCACUGCUUCCUCACUCACCACCAUUCACUACUCACACAACACAACACUUUCUUCUUUCCUUUUUCUUUUUCAACUUUCUCCUUCUUUUCUGUUCCUAUUUAUUAAUUUUCUACUCUACUUCCAUCCAUCCAUUCUUGUACCCAAAUCUCUCUUCUUUUCUCUCAACCAAUGUAAACAGGCACAUACCCUGUCUCUGCAAACAGGUUCUUAGCCUUCUCCUUCACCAAUCUUCUGUCUUUUCAAUCUCAAUUUCUUUUCUGUACUCUGUAUUCAAUUCAAGUUUCGUGCUUUCUGCAAGAUCUUGUGUUAUCUAGCCAACAUGGGAGUUUGUUUGAGUGCCCAAAUUAAAGCUGAAAGCCCGUAUAACACUGGGUUCAACUCAAAGUAUGUGAGUACAGAUGGAAAUUAUCUUGGCAGCACAAACGAAAAGCUAUCAGGAAACUCGGUCCCUCUGACUCCUCGGAGCGAGGGUGAGAUCUUGCAGUCAUCCAAUUUGAAGAGCUUUACCUUAUCAGAACUUAAGACGGCCACUAGGAAUUUCCGUCCAGACAGUGUGUUAGGAGAAGGUGGUUUUGGAUCAGUUUUUAAAGGGUGGAUUGAUGAGAAUUCGUUAACUGCUACAAAACCUGGCACUGGUAUUGUUAUUGCUGUGAAAAGACUUAAUCAAGAUGGCAUCCAAGGUCACAGGGAGUGGUUGGCUGAAGUAAACUAUCUUGGACAGCUUUCUCAUCCUCAUCUAGUGAGAUUGAUUGGGUUUUGCCUGGAAGAUGAACACCGCCUUCUUGUCUAUGAAUUUAUGCCUCGUGGAAGCUUGGAAAACCAUUUGUUCAGGAGAGGUUCAUAUUUUCAGCCACUUUCUUGGAGCCUCCGUUUGAAAGUUGCUCUUGAUGCUGCCAGAGGACUUGCCUUUCUACACAGUGCUGAAACAAAAGUGAUAUAUAGAGAUUUUAAAACUUCAAAUAUAUUGCUGGAUUCGAAUUACAAUGCAAAACUUUCUGAUUUUGGGCUGGCAAAGGAUGGACCAACGGGUGACAAAAGCCAUGUCUCCACCAGGGUAAUGGGAACCUACGGAUAUGCAGCUCCUGAAUAUCUAGCCACAGGUCACCUUACUUCCAAGAGUGAUGUCUAUAGUUUUGGAGUUGUCCUGCUAGAAAUGAUAUCUGGAAAGAGGGCAGUUGACAAGAAUAGACCAUCUGGACAACACAAUUUAGUGGAAUGGGCUAAACCAUACCUGGCAAACAAACGUAAAAUAUUUCGUGUAUUGGACACACGGCUUGAAGGACAAUAUUCAACGGAUGAUGCCUAUAAAGUGGCCAACCUUGCCUUGCGGUGCCUGUCAAUAGAUUCCAAGUUCAGGCCAAACAUGGAUGAAGUGGUCAGAACAUUGGAGCAGCUGCAGGUUCAUAAUGCAAAUGGAGGCAAUCAAAAUCCUUCUCGUGUUAGAAGAAGAAGUGCUGAUGUAAGUAGAGGCUAUCAAAAUCCUUCUGUUAAUGGAUCUCGAGUUCGUAGAAGAAGUGCUGAUGACAUUAGCCGCAUGGAGACUCCCUCAGCUUAUCCCAGGCCCUCUGCAUCCCCUCUCUAUACAUGACAUGACAUUGCAAACACAGCCUUCAAACUUAACAUGAUGCUGCUUCUGAUCUUGUCCAUGAGCUCAUGCACCUGUGUAGCUAUUACACUGUACAUAUCAUAUUUCACCCAUUAUAUUAUUCAGUAUCAAACUACUAUCGCCCAUAGCUAGUCCACCACCAUUAGUAUUACUCUUUUUCUUAGAUCUGUGAAAGUGAAAGUGUAUGUAACUACUAUUAAACUAGAUGGGAAGACAGGUACAUUUGUAUGAUUGUUCAUUUUUGUUGUCUAUAUUAGGGUGGUAUGGUUUCCUAUUGUAUUUUGUAACACCUCGUUGCCUUGUAGGACUUCUACAUCAAAUAUACGAAAUACAUAGAAAAGCUUGUACUAUAUCCUGUUCCACUUUCUUGUGAAUGACUCAGCUGUAUCAAUGAAAUGAUGAAAUUUUGCAAUAUGUUGAGUACUAUUCAGAA
Vigna angularis (adzuki bean) is the source of this 2061-nucleotide messenger RNA. Its product is annotated as probable serine/threonine-protein kinase PBL9. NCBI's taxonomy places the organism in Eukaryota, Viridiplantae, Streptophyta, Magnoliopsida, Fabales, Fabaceae. The transcript is spliced from 6 exons. Gene Ontology annotation, biological process: protein phosphorylation. The record is from RefSeq and is a predicted model, not a curated record. The coding region runs from base 342 to 1610 and encodes 422 amino acids. Gene Ontology annotation, molecular function: protein kinase activity; ATP binding.